UCCUGCUGCUGUCUCUCUCCGACCAUCGCCCCCUGCCAAGCGUCCCCGACAGCCGCCCUCCCCCUUCCCUCCUCCUCCUCCUCCUCCUCCAUGCUUCUCCCCCUACCCCGUCUAUUCCCCUCUCGCUAUCGCCCUCGCUCUUUCUCCUUCUCAUGCACCACCCCCCACAAAGCCUUCCUGACAGCCUCCUCACUCUCUCUCCUCCUCCUUGUCUUCCUUCCCCAUGCUUCUCACCCUGAACAGCCCUCUGCUGCAAUCAGACCGCGGCUGAAAUCCUCACCCCCUUCUCUGCUUCUCCUCAACAAAUCUGCCGAGCUCGCUUUUCUCCAAUAUUUCUCUCUCUCCCCGACAGCCUCAUAUGAUCUCACUUGAAUUUAAUAGUAACUUUAUGUAUUAGUAAUAGUUUUUUUUUGUUAAUAAUUACUUAUGAAUUGUUUAAAGGAUUGAAUUUGUCAUUCUUAGUAUUUUGGAGUGUCACUGCAGUUUUAACAUCUUGAAUCAUGACAAAUAUAGUUUUAGGAUUGUUAUUCCUGUUGCUAGAGUAGAUUUGGAUAAUGUUGUAUUUUAGUGUUUUUAGUGAUUUAAAGGGGUGCUCGAGCACUUGCAUAGGCACUCGAGCGAGGCGAGGCCCGAGCGCCUCAUAUAAGGGCCAGGCGACGCGCUUCAAUAAGGCGUCGCUUGGGCACUCGCCCGAGCCUAGGCGUCGGGCGAGUGCGCGAUUGAUAUAAGGUAAUCGGGUUCGAUUAAAUGUGCAUUAGUUGGUUUGAUUGAACGUUAGUUAGUUGGUUUGAUUGAACCAACUAACGCACAUAGUUACCUCAAAACCUGCUCGCGACCCCGACUCCUAACCCUAGCAUGCGCUUUCUCCCUCCACCUUUGUCGUCGAUGAUUUCUCCCUCUGCGUCCGCCACCCAGGAUUCCUCCCUCUGCCUCCGUCACCGACGAUUUCUCUUGCUGCCUUUGAGUCUUUAUCUGUCGCCGACUGAGUCUGCUCAGCUUCCACUACUGUCUAUCGUCUGUCGUUAUUGUUCGCUACCAUCGCUGCUAUCCGUUGCCACGGCUGUUGUCCAUUGUUUCUCUUCUGAGUUCUGACUUCUCACUAUCGGUUUCACUAGACCCUUAAGGAAACCUCAAGAUCUGUGGAAAAAAUGGAGACAAUGGUGAGGAAACUUCAACAGAAGUACAAAAAGGCAAGGGAGGAUAUGGAAAAGUGGGAUGAGCUCCAAUCCCGAUUGCUCUCACUCUUCAAGAGUGCCACAUCCAUCAUCAAUAGACUGCAGGUGCUUGCAGAGGCUAAAAAUUAUGGUGUGUUGAGGAGCAUAUCUGGCAUUAGAGAAGCACUUUUGGGGAAGCAAAUGGAAACCCUGGAAAUGAUCUUUCGUUCCAUGAGAGAAACAAUGAAAGAGUUUCGUGGCAUUGUCUUGUCUCUUGAGAAGAUUGCAAGGGAUGCGUGGCAACUGGUGAAAGGAGGAUCAGCCCAAACUUCUAAGCAGAUGAAAGUGCAGAUUGGACUCUGGCCAAAUAUUACAUAUUGCUUAGGUGGGCUUAGGUCAAUUUAUGAGAUGCACCAAUCUGAGUAUAUUCUUAAAUUAUCAGUGGUAUCCUCCUUGACAUGGAAGUGUAGUCCCACUGAUGCUGCUGCAUUUGGUCAGCUUUUGGUGGAUCAGCCCAAUAUCCCAAAAGAUGAAGUGCAAGCUAUCUAUGACAUAAUAUUUGCCGAGGAGAUCUGCUGAUUCCUCCUGUUUUCUGCCAUCCCUGCACAUUUUUAUCGCCCGGCAGCUAUGAUUGCAUUUGGAGAUGGACUAAAUGCGUGCUUAUGCUCAAACUGUGAGGGCGAAACUGACUGCAAUGUUCUUCUGUUCUGUGUUGAUGCUUUGAGUUUGAGACGUCUUUACAUAUAUAUCAUGUUAUAUAGCAGGAAGAAUGUCCUCGAAAUCUCAAACUCGUUUGUGUCAAAAACUGCAUCAAGUUACACUCGUCUUUUUCAAGUUUAUUUGAUUUGAUGAAACUUAAUUCUUAGAUGAUUUCAUAGUUAA
Molecule: messenger RNA, 2036 nt
Organism: Musa acuminata AAA Group (dessert banana)
Lineage: Eukaryota; Viridiplantae; Streptophyta; Magnoliopsida; Zingiberales; Musaceae
Exons: 7
Coding region: 1149-1733 (194 amino acids)
Source: RefSeq, a predicted model, not a curated record